UUAUACGUAUAAAACGAUAUGUAAUAAAUAAUAUUGCAUUAAAUUAUAUCAAAUGUAUCUUUGGAUACGUUACAUAUGCAUGGUUUAAUUUAAACUUUGUAUAAUAUAAUUUUACAUCAAAUGUCAGCUUUCAUUAUCAUCGUACAACAGACCGAUUGGCUGAUUUUAGUAAUCAACUUUCAAAGUACACGAUCAGAGAGACACGCAGUCGCCCACGUAAGAAAGCGACUUUAAUUAUUCAUUUCGAUCGCGCGUACCUGACCCAAUUUCUGUGGCUUGUACUUAAACACGUGUGUAUGAACGCACUCACGCACGCGAGUGCCGCACGGCAUGACACGACACGACACGACACAGCGUAAGAGAAUCGCACGCAUGGCUCCGAUCUUAGUCCUCAGAUGUAUAAUCCAGUUGUACGAUGCCUCACGCAGAGAUCGCUCAAGAGACCCAACCGAUGUAUUUUCGCGAAUAUAGAAAAACGCAAGGUUUCACUAUUUUCUGACUGGUUUUGCGAGAGGCAUGCCUUCGCUCGCGCUUCUCUCACUCUCACGCCCGGCACGGCGAGAGCGGGAAAAGUUCGCUCUUACUCUUCGCGAAGGCGUUCCCUCGGGUGGAUCCCGUCACGCAUCUCUGACUUGAUCUCAGACUUGCGAGUGUCCAUCCUGUCAGGUGACUCUGGGAGAUUCACUUUCGUGACCGUACCGACCUGUAACACGGGUCUUUUUUUGUCCAGUGAAGUAAUUGGACACGGAAUUUGUGAAUAUGUACGAGAGAAGUAAACGAAGAACCAUCACAGAAUCAUGUUCGUUUCCUGAUAAUUUUCUUCCGGCGGAGAACAUGUGAUGGUCCGAUAGAUAUCACAUUACCGGGAGAUGACGAAUUGGCCAGUCACAUUCGCCAUUUGACGACGAUCGAACGGCAUUCUAUAUAUUUUCACUAAGCCAUCGGGGCGUGCACUAUCACUUCCAGUUGCCUACAUAUAAGAGCAGAGAAAUGUAAAACUAGUUUCCGCGAUUUUUCCGACAGCCGAGUAUAAAGGAGAAAUUCAAUGUCGGCCGAUGUGUCAUUAAAGGUGGAACCGUCACGUUGGUCUGAUCUACGAAAUUGCUAGUGCGGACGAGGUGCCGGAUGAGAUAGCGAUUACGACGGAAGAGCACAC
Messenger RNA from Pogonomyrmex barbatus (red harvester ant), 1156 nucleotides. RefSeq lists its product as uncharacterized. The record is from RefSeq and is a predicted model, not a curated record. NCBI's taxonomy places the organism in Eukaryota, Metazoa, Arthropoda, Insecta, Hymenoptera, Formicidae.